GGUCGCGAGCUUACGGCGCUCUACGGAUCCGAGUUCGCGCGACGUGUCAAAUUUUUGGUUUUUGGAAAUAAAAAUUCCAAUGCGAAAGCCAACGUGGUGUUGAGUUUUUAGUUUUUAUUCGUUCGUGUGUUCCUCGAGUAAAAAACAUUAAGAAAAAAAAAAUGCUGCAUCAUAUUUGAUCAGAUUUCACAGUCAGACCGAUUUAUAAUAAAGGAUGGAAAUUAUGUCGGAGGAGGUCUACAACAGCACGCUGAUAGCUCCGCUGCCUAAACGAGAUCCUCUCUACAUUGUCAUACCAAUGACAAUACUUUAUUCCUUCAUCUUCGUUACCGGAGUCGUAGGGAAUGUCAGCACGUGCAUCGUCAUCGCCAGGAACAGGCACAUGCACACGGCGACCAACUACUACCUUUUUUCUUUAGCGGUGUCAGACCUGCUCCUAUUGAUCUCCGGUCUGCCGCAGGAAAUGUAUUACAUCUGGUCAAGGUAUCCUUACGUCUUCGGCGAGGCUUUUUGUCUUCUAAGAGGCCUGGCGGCGGAGACUUCAGCGAAUGCGACCGUCCUGACAAUCACCGCCUUCACUGUCGAGAGAUACGUGGCCAUUUGCCACCCUUUUCUAGCACAUACAAUGUCAAAAUUGUCCAGGGCGAUAAAGUUCAUCCUGGCCAUAUGGAUCAUCGCCUUAGCGUUCGCUAUACCCCAGGCGUUGCAGUUCGGUGUGAGCGACGAAUAUCCUCACGGUGCGACAUGUUUCGUCAAAAGGGUGCUGAUCAAACAUUCGUUCGAGCUGUCGACAUUGCUGUUUUUCGUCGUGCCGAUGACUCUCAUCACAGUCCUGUACGCCCUCAUUGGCCUUCGGCUGAGGAAAUCAGCCCUACUGACCAGGAACUCAGGGUCUUUCGGCAGGACCGAGUCAGGCAGAAAGGGCGGCGGGGCCCACCGCCAGUCCUCCCAGAGGGUGCUUAAAAUGCUAGUCGCAGUAGUAGUGGCGUUUUUCAUCUGCUGGGCCCCAUUUCACGCCCAGAGGCUGGUUGCUAUCUACUUCUCAAGCAGCGAAGAAAACUGGCCAACUUCAGAGCUAGUCAUGGACGUAUACUCGGUCGUCACGUACAUUUCCGGCAUCCUGUACUACCUGUCUACAACCAUCAACCCGAUCCUUUACCACAUAAUGUCCCUGAAGUUUCGGGAGGCCUUCAAAGGGACGGUCGCGAAGUGCUGCUGGUCAAAGAGUCGGACAAGGUCCUACCUGAUGCUCUCGAGGGGAAGAACCGAGCUGGAUUCGGGACGGAGCGUAACCGAUUCGGCAUCCGCGCAAGCUGCCAAUCACCAACUGGAGAGGAAGCCGAGCGACUUCUGCCGUACUUGCCCGUACGACAUAUCCAACUCAUCCCUGCGGGACGUUGACGGUGUCGCCCUCCAGGACGAGCUGACCACUUACAUGAUGGAGCUCGCGAAAAGGCAGCGCUCCUGAGGGAUCUCACAAGUCCCCGGCCGCUCCCGGUCGUGACGGGUGCCUUCAAGGACUUCGCUGCUUUAAGGGCAACGUCGAAAUUCGACUCGGCGUCAAGUGUGAGCAUGAUGCAUGUAAUGAUGUUCAUGGAGAGAAAAUACAGCCCUUUGAGGAUAUGUUUAGCGGCCAUUUUUGAACAUGGCGCGCUUCAAUCGUCACUAACGUUUACCGGCUUGUUGCCCGGAUUACGGUUCUCUGCUUCGUGAAUUCCAAAAUAAUUACUAUAAUUAAAUGUCAAAUCAUCAAAAUUAAAAUGAUAAGAAGAAACUUUUAAGAAUCUUUUCUUCGAUGAAAAAAAACUUUCUCUUCAAUGAUUAACGUAAACCAAAUAAUUGAAAUGUAAAUAUAAAGACCGUAAAGUCAACAAAGCUCAAAUUUAAUCAGUAUUCUCUCCAAUUUAACAAAAAAUCCAUUUUUGAAUCAAUACAAGAAAAUCUAAAAAUAUUAUUUUACGAAAAACAAGAUUUGAAAUCAACAAAGCUCAAGGUUUAAACUUUUUCACCUCAAUGAAAAAUAAAUGUGCUAAUUAAUCUUAAAACGUUAAAAAAUGUAUUACCAAUCAAAAAAUCAAUAAAACCAACAUGCAAUGACAAUUAAGCAAAUAAGAAACAGUAAAUUCACAGAAAUAAAAUUUUAAACAAUAUUCUCAGAAUAAUUAAGAAAUAACGUCAAUAAAGCUUGAAUUUCAACAUUUUUCACUCAAUGAAAACAUUUCAUAUCUGUCCUAAUUAACCGUAAAACGUUAAAGAAUUUAUUACGUACCAAUCAAUCAAUAAAAGCAACAUGCAAUGACAAUUAAGUAAAUAAAACCAGUAAAUUCAACAAAAAUAAAAUUUUAAACAAUAUUCUCAGAAUAAUUUAGAAAUAACGUCAAUAAAGCUCGAAGUUCAACAUUUUUCACUCCAAUGAAAAGAGUUUAUACUUGUCUUAAAAAACCGUAAAACGUUAAAGAAUUUAUUACGUACCAAUCAGUCAAUAAAACCAACUUUCAAUGACAAUUGAGUAAAUAAAACCAGUAAAUUCAACAAAAAUAAAAUUUUAAACAAUAUUCUCAGAAAAAUUCAGAAAAAAAGGCAAUAAAGUUUAAAUUUCAACAUUUUUCACUCCAAUGAAAACCUUUCAUAUCUGUGCUAAUUAACCGUAAAACGUUAACGAAUUUAUUAGAAAUUCAACAAAAAUAAAAUUUUAAACAAUAUUCUGUGCAAUGUAGGCAAUCUAUUUCUGCACUGAUCAAUAAAGAUCUUUAAAAAUUACUUUACAAGAAACAAGAAAUGAUGUCAAUAAAGCUAGGAGUUCAACGUUUUUCACUUUAAUGAAAACAUUGUACAUUUCAUUUUUCUGCUGAUUAACCAUAAAACGUUAAACAAUUAUCAGUUAUGAAUGCAACGGGACAUGCUCAUUAAAGCACCAACAUAAAACAUUCCUUUGCUUCCAAUCAAGAUAAAAAUAAAUUAAUUAAUGAUGAAAAUAACAAACAUGCAAAUACCAUACAAAGGAAACUCGAAUGUAUUCAACGACGUCAUAAUUUUGUAUUUUCUCUACAACAGUUUUCCUAGUAUAACUAUGUUCCUACAUGACAUUUAAUUGAUAUAAUUAUAGUUUUACCUUACAAUUAUAAUUUGAGUAAUUAUUAAUAAUUAUUC
Cimex lectularius (bed bug) is the source of this 3150-nucleotide messenger RNA. Its product is annotated as pyrokinin-1 receptor-like. The record is from RefSeq and is a predicted model, not a curated record. Bases 215 to 1468 code for a protein of 417 amino acids. NCBI's taxonomy places the organism in Eukaryota, Metazoa, Arthropoda, Insecta, Hemiptera, Cimicidae. The transcript is spliced from 6 exons. Gene Ontology annotation, biological process: neuropeptide signaling pathway. Gene Ontology annotation, cellular component: plasma membrane. Gene Ontology annotation, molecular function: neuromedin U receptor activity.